This is a messenger RNA of Coffea arabica (coffee), 1071 nucleotides long. RefSeq lists its product as uncharacterized. The record is from RefSeq and is a predicted model, not a curated record. Lineage: Eukaryota; Viridiplantae; Streptophyta; Magnoliopsida; Gentianales; Rubiaceae.
AUGGAGAACUUAUUGGGUUGCUGGUUUCACCAGCUCCUCUCCUUCUACAUAUCCAUCAACGUGGCCAUUCUUCGGAACAUUUUUAACCCCCUCAUCCACUUCAAAUGGCAACCAAUCUUCGUCCCCUUGCUCGAUUCAAUCUUAUCCGUCUAUUUUCGCUAUUGCCAUCUCCAACCCUGCACCCUGGACCUGGAUGAGCAAACCACCCUGCACUUUUGGACCCCUGCUCACCGGAAAAUCAACAAGCCCAAUCUGGUUUUAGUCCACGGCUUCGGGGGCAACUCAAAGUUUCAGUUCCUAUUCCAAAUCGGCACACUGGCCCGGUCUUUCAACCUCUACAUACCCGACCUCCUGUUCUUCGGGAAAUCCUACACCCGCAACCCCGACCGGACGGACGCUUUCCAGGCGAGGUGCUUAGGUGAAGGCUUGAGAAGACUGGGUGUGGACAGGUACUCCAUUUACGGGAUCAGUUACGGGGGCUAUGUGGCUUAUCGGACGGCUGCCAUGUCCUCUGAAGCCGUGGAUAAAGUCGUUAUACUGAGCAGCGGAAUCGGGAUGACGGAAGAUCAAAAGGAGGAGCAUCUCAGGAAUAUAGGGAGGAAUGCUGUGGACAUACUCCUGCCUCGGAAACCGGGGGAUCUACGGUUGUUAGUGACUCUGUCUUUAUGCAACUGCAAUUUUAUCAACUGGGUCCCAGAUUAUUUCCUCCAGGAGUUCAUCACCGUGAUGUGCAACACCAUCCGGAAAGAGAAAAGUGAGCUAGUGGAACACUUGUUAGCAAAGAAAGAGGAUAGCAGUCUUCCAAUUUUAGAUCAGGAAACAUUGCUUAUCUGGGGUGACAAGGACAUGGUUUUCCCUCUUGCUUGCGGACGUGAAUUGCAUAGACAUUUGGGGUCAAAGGCAAAGAUGGAAAUACUUGAGAACGCCGGGCAUGCAGCAAACCUGGAAUCCUCGUACUCGGUGAAUGAAUCCAUCAAAGCAUUUCUACUGAAUUCCUCCGCAAAACGAGGAGGUUGUACGCUAGUAGAAAGACAGAGAGAUCCUCCUCGACGAAUGGCUUCCAUUUACUAA